AUGGCGGUUUCAUAUGCGUCUCUGUUGAAUAUUAGCUCAGUUUCAGUUCCACAAACCAAAGUGUCACCACGCUCCAUUUGUGCUCUCUCUUCUGCCAAGCCUGGGAAAUGUGCGUUAUCUUCCUUGAGCUUUAUCUCCUGUCCGUUGCGGCUCUCAUCUUCGUUUUCAAGCCCCACUCUUGUGAGAAAUAGUGGCGCUCUGUUUUCCCCGGUUAGAGCCAUGGCAGAGGAAGCUGCAUUACAGUCCAAAGUGACUCACAAAGUUUAUUUUGAUAUAAGCAUUGGAGAACCUGUAGGAAAGCUUGCUGGGAGAAUUGUAAUUGGAUUAUAUGGUGAUGAUGUGCCGCAGACUGCGGAGAAUUUCCGUGCUCUGUGCACAGGAGAGAAGGGAUUUGGCUACAAGGGAUCCGCAUUCCACCGUGUUAUUAAGGAUUUUAUGAUUCAAGGAGGAGAUUUUGAUAAAGGAAAUGGUACAGGUGGUAAAAGCAUAUAUGGCCGUACAUUCAAAGAUGAAAACUUCGAGUUGGUUCAUACUGGACCUGGAGUUGUUAGCAUGGCAAAUGCAGGCCCUGAUACCAAUGGUAGCCAAUUUUUCAUUUGCACUGUUAAGACACCAUGGCUGGACCAGAGGCAUGUGGUGUUCGGACAAGUUCUGGAGGGCAUGGAUGUUGUUAAGCUGGUUGAGUCACAGGAGACAGACAGAGGUGAUCGUCCUAGGAAGAGGGUUGUCAUAAGUGAUUCUGGGGAACUUCCAGUGGUUUAA
This is a messenger RNA of Fraxinus pennsylvanica, 762 nucleotides long. NCBI's taxonomy places the organism in Eukaryota, Viridiplantae, Streptophyta, Magnoliopsida, Lamiales, Oleaceae. The record is from the annotation of a GenBank genome assembly.